AGCGCGAGUCAAAUUGGCGGGACACGGAAGCAGCGCGAGUCAAAUUGGCGGGACACGGAAGCUGCGCGAGUCUAACGCCGUGGGCGGUUCGCGCCCGAUCGCCGAAAAGUCGAGUCGUCGUAGUCGAGUGGGAGGAGUCACGACUGUGUUCUUGUCGGACUUCUGGUUUUUGCUUCACUUGUCGGCGGUGAAAAGCGCAGCAGGUUGUGUUUGCGCUCAGGUCGUCGGUACCGGGACGGUUCGGGUCCAGGUUGUGUUUGCGCUCAGGUCGUCGGUACCGGGACGGUUCGGGUCCAGGUUGUGUUUGCGCUCAGGCCGUCGGUACCGGGACGGUUCGGGUCCAGACUCUGAUGGCUCCUCUUGUCUCCGUCUUCCUCCUGUGCGUCUGUCUCACACCUGCGUUCCAGGGUUUCGCCUCCGCAGAUGAGACCAUCACAGUAAAACCUGGAGAAACCGUCACGUUGCCGUGUGAAGCUCCUGGCAACGCUAUAAAACUGACACGUUGGAGAAAAGACAAUAAAACUUUCUGUUUAUACCGGUACAGUAACUCACAGUGUGAGAAGGAUCACUUGCUUCCAUCGUUUAAGGGCCGAGUGGACCUGAAAGACCCACAGAUGGCGGAUGGAGACGCGUCUGUGGUUCUGUACAAUGUGACAGUUAAUGACACUGGAACGUAUGAGUGCCGAGUCAUGAUGAAAACAAUAAAACGCAGUCUCGUUUCACCAGAGAAACUCAUCAACACCAUCUUCCUGAAGGUGGUGCUGGAUGAAUGUGUGGGUCAGAACUGCAGCGGUAAAGAUGGAGGAGAAGAGGAAAAAGGGGAGAAAGAUGGAGGAGAAGAGAGACAAAGAGCUGUUGGGAUUAUUGUUGUUUGUGUGUUUGCUGUUGUUGUUGUUGUUGUGAUCUAUAGAAGUUGUAACAGACCCUCUGAGUACAUUUACCAGCAACCUGCUGCUGCUGCUGCUGCUGCUGCUGAUGAUGAUGAUGAUGAAGCAGCUCAUCAAGUCUGUAGUGUCUGAUCUCUUCAGUCUUUACGUUUGUGUCCUGCUGCUGUUAAACAGAACCAGUGCCUUAGGACGCCCUGGCAGCGUCUUCUGAAUAAUCUCAGGUCAAUAGUGACUUUAUUGUUAUCACCAGAAAUGUCAGAAAUCACAAACAACCUGAGGUCAUGCAUACUCGUUUUUAAAACAGAUGACGCCUGAAUGUGCUGUGAAUUAUUAAAUGUCUUGGAAUUGGAAACAGCCCGUAUUCUACAUCUCGACCAAUAAAAUGUUAUUGUAUAACUUUCUAUGAAUCUC
Molecule: messenger RNA, 1298 nt
Organism: Betta splendens (Siamese fighting fish)
Lineage: Eukaryota; Metazoa; Chordata; Actinopteri; Anabantiformes; Osphronemidae
Product: coxsackievirus and adenovirus receptor homolog
Exons: 2
Coding region: 351-1019 (222 amino acids)
Biological process (GO): cellular response to lipopolysaccharide; negative regulation of T cell proliferation; positive regulation of T cell proliferation
Cellular component (GO): external side of plasma membrane
Source: RefSeq, a predicted model, not a curated record